AUGCCGAGCAACUUUGAGCAAUCCCAGCGCCGAAUCUCAGUCGGCACCCUGACCGAGAAACUGAAUGCCCAUACUUUGGACCACAGUGGCACAAGAGCGCAUUCUGCCUAUGAACCGCCACAUUCGCCGCUAUCUCCUACCUCUUUUUCCUUCUCAGUGACGAAGGACCCUAGCUCCUCUCGGGCAAGCAUGCAUACACUUCUAACGCCGCCAGGUGAAUAUGAAGACGAGGGAUACGAUGAACAGUUGAACCCCGCCUGGGAGUCAUAUCACCACGCGCCAUCCCCAACCUCCAUGCCCGUUGAACAUGACAACCUUUAUCUUCAUCCUCCCGCAGAGGUGUCACAUCGUUUUGCACGUCAGCCAUCCCUACGUUCACAGCGUCAGCAAAUGUCUCGAGCACAGUGCAACAUUGAUGUUCUGAAACUCGCCCUGUUGGCAGAGAACUUUACUCGUCGGACCUCCGAGUCACCAGUCCUCAGCGAUGAUGAAUGCCAUCCUAGCUCUCUGCCAUUAGAGGCCUCACCCCACACCCUUCGACGAUCUUCCAUGAAACCCCGGGUAACUAGUGGCUCGUCUGCAACAGGCACCUUACGAUGCCGCUCGCGGGCUCCGGCAGACGCUAGUAUGAUGCGCAGACGCAGCACUUCUUCGGCAGGAACUUUUGCCUCUUCUACACGCAUUGCCAAGCCUCGGCCGCGUGAUUUGCACACAAAAAGGAGCGAGCAGUCACUGAGACGAAAAAGUCUGGUUUGUGCAACACUAGCUUCGACAUCAACAACAAGGUCUUCGUGA
Messenger RNA from Talaromyces atroroseus, 795 nucleotides. RefSeq lists its product as hypothetical. The transcript has a single exon. The record is from RefSeq and is a predicted model, not a curated record. Bases 1 to 795 code for a protein of 264 amino acids. NCBI's taxonomy places the organism in Eukaryota, Fungi, Ascomycota, Eurotiomycetes, Eurotiales, Trichocomaceae.